AUGUCGUCCGCCCUCGCACGUCCACUCCUCCGGCGGCCUCUGCAGCCCCUCCGCAGCAUCGCCGCCCGCCGCUUCGAGAGCACCGCCUCCUCGACCGCACAAAAGACCGCCGAGGGCGCCAAGAAUGCUGCCGGCGAGUACAAGGCCAAGGCUGCCGAGGGCCUGUCGCGCGUCACCUCCGCCGCAGGGCCUGCGAUCGCCGGUGCCGCCAAGGGGGUCUCGAACGCCCUGGGCAAGGUUGGCGGCCGCACGGGAAGAAUAAUUGGCUUUGUUGAGCGCCAGGUACCUUUUGUCGUCUACUACAGCAAGGUCGGUCUCGAGCUCGGUAAGCUCGUGUUCAGAGGCCAGAAGAUGGACCCUCCCUCCGUCGCCACCUUCCAGAGCUACUUCAACCGCGCCCUCAGCGCCAUCAAGAACCCCGGCACUCUCCUCCAGUCGACCGCCUCCAGCGCUGCCGCCACUCCCUCAUCAGCCGCCGCACGUCUCCAGAACAUCUCGCGCGCACAGGUCGUGGGCGGUGGUGUCCUGCUCGCCGAGGUGCUCGGCUUCUUCACCGUCGGCGAGAUCCUUGGUCGCUUCAAGCUGGUUGGAUACCACGGCGAGACGGCGCACCACCACUAG
This is a messenger RNA of Cryphonectria parasitica EP155, 621 nucleotides long. RefSeq lists its product as uncharacterized. Bases 1 to 621 code for a protein of 206 amino acids. Gene Ontology annotation, molecular function: proton transmembrane transporter activity. The record is from RefSeq and is a predicted model, not a curated record. Gene Ontology annotation, biological process: proton motive force-driven ATP synthesis. NCBI's taxonomy places the organism in Eukaryota, Fungi, Ascomycota, Sordariomycetes, Diaporthales, Cryphonectriaceae. The transcript is spliced from 3 exons.